Messenger RNA from Ananas comosus (pineapple), 2059 nucleotides. RefSeq names its product serum response factor homolog B-like. The transcript has 3 exons. Gene Ontology annotation, molecular function: RNA polymerase II cis-regulatory region sequence-specific DNA binding; DNA-binding transcription factor activity, RNA polymerase II-specific; protein dimerization activity. The coding region runs from base 1 to 1566 and encodes 521 amino acids. The record is from RefSeq and is a predicted model, not a curated record. Lineage: Eukaryota; Viridiplantae; Streptophyta; Magnoliopsida; Poales; Bromeliaceae. Gene Ontology annotation, biological process: positive regulation of transcription by RNA polymerase II.
AUGAUCUUCUUCCAUAUCAUUGUGCCGUCAUGCCUGGACAAUAGGAAAACUGUAGUGUCUCACUCUGAAGAUGAAGGAACAGGUGAGGUCCUCAUCUUAGGUGGAGAUCCAGGACCACUAAGCAAUUCUUCCACAGCAGAUGAUAUUUAUAAGAAGAAAAAACGAUUCCCUUUCUGCUGUAGGGAAGAAAAGAAGUUAUCACCACACUUUGUAGAGGCGAGAUUUCUGUUGCAGGAACAGUCAAACCAUGACUCGUCUUGCGAGAACAACAGGGUUAGUAGGGGUCGGCAGAGGGUGCAGUUAAAGAGAAUAGAGAAUGAGGAUGCUCGUCAAGUGUGCUUCUCUAAGCGUCGUAAUGGUGUUUUCUCAAAAGCUAGUGAACUCUCUACUCUCUGUGGUGCUGAUGUUGCAGUCGUGGUCUUCUCACCUGCAGGUAGACCUUAUUCUUUUGGUAGUCCAGCUGUGGAUCCGGUCAUUGACCGGUUCAUGUCGACUGCUUCAGGUCAAGUCGGUUUGGAUCCUAGUGAUCCAGUUCCCUCCGACUUAAUUCCUGCUAGUUCAGGCCCCUCUGGCUCGACUCCUGGUUUCGGUCCUUCCAACUUGGCCAUCAGCAUGACUAGCUCAUUUCCUGAUGGUUCAGGUCCUUCUGGCUCGGCUCCUGGUUGUUUGGAUCCCUUGGGCUCGGAACCUGGUGGUUCAGGUCCCUCUGGUUCGACAACCAACCAGGAUGCCUAUCAGAGGGGAGUUAUUAACCGUUUGAACCAGGAGUACAUGGAGCUAGCAAGGCAACUUGAGGCUGGUAAGGCACAAAAGGCUGCGAUUGAUGAGAGGAUCAGGGUAGCGAUGGAGUCGAGCCAAGAGUGCCAAUGGCUCAAUAAAGUGGACCAACUCAAUAUAGACGAGCUGAGACGUCUCGCAGCGGCGCUUGGCCGGGUCAAGCUCAUGGCGGAAGCAAGAUCCAACGAGUUGGUCGGCGGUCAGGGAUCAUCAUCAUCAAAUGUUGUUCGAGUUGACAACUAUACAAGGCUGCCAACUGGUAGAACCACGACUAAUAAUCGUCGAGCAGGAGAGAGUUCUUCCUCUUCUAAUACCACUCUCAGGGUCCCACCGAUUCAAAUGGUAAAUCCAUUUGGAUCAAGUGGGUCUAACCCCCCAUCAACUAUCAUCAACCCAAACCCCGUGGAUCAAUUUUAUGCUAGCUCUAGUGGGUUCAACCGUAACACCUAUGGUGGAUUCAACCCUAACUUUGGCCCCUCGUUCGGGUUUGACCCUAACUUAGCUGGUGGCUUCAAUCCUAGCUCGGGUGGCUUCCAUCCUAACCCACCGGCUGGCUUCAAUCCUAGCUCGGGUGGCUUCCAUCCUAACCUACUGGGUGGCUUCAACCCUAGCUCGGGUGGCUUCAACCCUAACCCAACAGGUGGGUCCGAUCCUAAUUUAGUUGGCAGGUUCAGCUCUAACACGGGCGGUGGUUUCGGUCCUAGUUCCGCUGGCUUCAACCCAGAAUCGGAUGGUGGGUUCAACCCUAGCUCAAGCGGCUUCAACAGAAAUCCUAACACCUCCACAUGAAAAUGUUGGCAGGUUUAAAUUGCGGGCUCGAGUAUUCUACUAUCAUAAGACUCUCAGUCGGUAUUGUGUUUGCAAACCAAGUGAUCUUUCUCUGAUAGAUGCUUGGCUUUAUUUCUUUAGGCACCUAAGUUAUGCGUCAAGAAAGUUUGGUGUUUUUAUUAUCAUGGAUUGUCGAAAAUAAUGUGGUCGUUUUCCUCCUAGCUAAAAGAGUCCAGUCUAGUAUUCUGUCUUGUUAUUCUUGUGUGUGUUUUGCUUCCUUCUAUGUUGUUGUUGAAAAGAGUGUUUUAGUUUUACUUUUAAGAAAAAUGGUACCAGUUUAGCAUUGUUAUCUUUUUAAUCUUCUUCUGUGCAAGUUGUUCCUCUAUGUUGGGUCUCUCUCUAUAAUUGUUAUAAUGCUUCCUUUUGAGGGAAAGAAAUGACAUUGUAAUGAAUGGUUUACUAUUGAGAUGGAAUAUCUUGACGGGUGAAUUAUAUUAUAAUCUUGUGCUUACGU